This is a messenger RNA of Miscanthus lutarioriparius, 783 nucleotides long. The record is from the annotation of a GenBank genome assembly. NCBI's taxonomy places the organism in Eukaryota, Viridiplantae, Streptophyta, Magnoliopsida, Poales, Poaceae.
AUGAUGACUGCCUCUUGCUACAUCUGCCGCUCCGUCGUCCGUGUUCCUCCUCCGCUCAGGUCCAGGACUGCAGUGCGCUGCCAAAGCGCCGCGCCGCCAGGUGCCAGCGGUGCCACCUCCACCUCCAAGCUUGUCCUAGAGGUGAAAGAACGGCUAGCGAGGGAGCAUCCAGGCCUCCCCACGGGCAGGAAUGGGAGAGACGAUGACGACAUGGUCCUCUGGUUCUUGAAGGACCGCAAAUUCUCUGUCGAUGAAGCAGUCUCCAAGCUCACCAAGGCAAUUAAAUGGCGCCAGGAUUUUGGUGUUUCAGAGUUAUCAGAAGAAUCAGUGAAAGGCCUCUACCAAACUGGCAAGGCAUAUGUACAUGAUUCUUUGGACGUUUACGGCAGACCUGUGCUAGUUGUAGUGGCAGCCAAACAUUUCCCUUCGACACAGGAUCCAGUUGAAAACCAGAAGCUAUGUGCCUAUUUGGUUGAGAAGGCAGUAAGCAGACUUCCCUCAGGAGCAGAGAAUAUACUUGGAAUCUUUGAUCUGCGAGGCUUUCGUGUUGAAAAUGGUGAUCUCCAGUUCCUAAAGUUUUUGAUUGAUGUUUUUUACUAUUACUACCCGAAGCGGCUUGGCCAAGUUCUUUUUGUCGAUGCUCCAUUUGUUUUUCAACCAAUGUGGCAGGUUGUCAAACCUCUGUUGAAAUCAUAUGCCUCCCUGGUAAGAUUUUGCGAUGCCGAGACUGUGAGAAAGGAAUACUUCGUAGAAGAAACUGUGCCUCCUGAUUUCCGCAAUUAG